CGGCCUUCAUUCCACACUUGCGCCGCCGUCUCACCGCCCGUCAUGAAUUAACCUCUACCAUGGAGCGCCUAUCACCCUUGGGUGCGCGUAAGCAUUGUCUCAUAAGGAAAGCUAAGGACACCACUUGCAUCCCAAUUAGCGAAGAGAGUUUUGCCGGCAAGUGAAAACCAACACGAUACCACUGUACUUUGAACGGUCGGAGGACGCUAUUGUCUGGAUUAAGGAGUUGAAUGUGAAUUUGCCAAAAUUAUCGCGUUACGAUUAAUUGUACUUUGAUAACGCUAAUUGUGUUUGUGUUGUGUUAAUCUGGAUAUUAGAUGACAAUGGAGAAAAUACCUAGAAUCCUUUUGAGUAUAGCCUUAGCUGCUCUCUUGCCGAUUGCCGCACCAAAUAUUCACGAGGAGCAAGCCAAAGAAAAUAUCCCUCAUUCGCGGCAAAAGAGGAUUCUAUGGAUAACCAACGAUGGUCGCUUAGCACUACCACCGGGAACUACUAUGGCAAUUACUCCUUCGAUAUCGAUGCCUUUUGUGAGGCAUCCACCGAAAGGAUUCCUCUCAAAUAUGACUAUAAGUUUCCCGUUUACAAGUACAAUAAUGUAUCAGCUGGAAUGUAAAAUCGACUUCGAUAAACUGGGAUUGACAGAUAACGAAAACCCGUACGGUGAUUUGCCGCCAAUUUUUGCGCGGUCUAUGGGCAGCACAGCGGCCUCUCUAAUGGCAGACUAUGUUGGCCAAUAUCUGGAUCAUAGACGGGGAAAACGAUCCACAGACAAAAUGAUACCGCCUGAAGCUGAGAAGCUGGUUCUUGACAGAUUUCAUGGCGGAGAAAGAGCCCUCAUGUAUGGAAUUGCAGAAGACCUAUUAGCCAAUUUUGGCUUAGAUGGAAAAGAGUGUCUUUUGCGUGCAAUUUGCGAAGUGCACGCCCAUCCUUUACAAAACUUUGGCUUCCUUGGGGAAGUUAUGAAGUUGUUCUUUAGCCCAACAAAAUCCCCUUACGCAAGUCUAUUGGAUGAAUAUGUAACAGCUCAAAAGGCUGGAGAAUCGGGAGGUGAAUGCUGGCCGUACUACCGGCUAUGUCCAAAGAGCAUAUUUCAAUCGACGCAAAAUAAAUAUGCGGAAGAUGCAGAAAAAUUCCAUAGACAAGAAAAUAUCGACGAAAAUAAUAUAGAAUCGAAAGCUAUGUAAGAUACUCCCAAAUGUAGCGAUAGUGUCCAACCAAAGUCCAAU
This is a messenger RNA of Pieris napi, 1226 nucleotides long. RefSeq lists its product as uncharacterized. Lineage: Eukaryota; Metazoa; Arthropoda; Insecta; Lepidoptera; Pieridae. The transcript is spliced from 7 exons. The record is from RefSeq and is a predicted model, not a curated record. Bases 318 to 1184 code for a protein of 288 amino acids.